ACCGCUCGGGUGGACUUCCGUGGGCUCCGGUGAGCUCCCCGGCCCUUGAUGACGAUGCUGAAGGCCAAGAUCCUCUUCGUGGGGCCCUGCGAGAGUGGAAAAACUGUUUUGGCUAACUUUCUGACAGAAUCUUCUGAUAUCACUGAAUACAACCCAACCCAAGGAGUAAGGAUUCUGGAAUUUGAGAACCCACACGUUACCAGCAACAGCAAAGGCUCAGGGUGUGAAUUUGAACUAUGGGACUGUGGCGGGGAUACAAAGUUUGAAUCCUGCUGGCCAGCCCUGAUGAAGGAUGCCCAUGGAGUGGUGAUCAUCUUCAAUGCCGACAUCCCAAGCCACCGGAAGGAAAUAGAAAUGUGGUAUUCCUGCUUUGUCCAGCAGCAGUUCUUACAGGAUACUCAGUGUCUGUUAAUUGCACACCACAAACCAGGCUCUGGAGGUGAUAAAGGAAGACUGUCUUUGUCACCACCCUUGAACAAGCUGAAGCUGGUGCACUCAAAUCUUGAGGAUGACCCUGAGGAUAUCCGGAUGGAAUUCAUAAAGUAUUUAAAAGGCAUAAUCAACUCCAUGUCUGAGAGCAGAGACAGGGAGGAGAUGUCAAUUAUUACCUAAUCAGCGUUCACCUGGGACUCCCACAUUCCUGAUGAUACCAACAUCUUUCUCAUUGCACAUCUGAAAUCACAUGCAGCUACUGAUGUUUUCUUCUCCGCUAUAGAAAAAAUUUUCCCAUCAGCUAGAAGGUACUACUAGUAAGCCAGGGAGAUGACUCAUACCAUCUAUGCUCUGUUCUUAGUCCAUUUGAGAAAAAUCCUGUCAUUGAGUUCUGAAUUCCUGGCCCCAGACCAUUCCAAAGCUGGAAAUUUGAGGGUUUUCUUUUUCCCCUUCACAUGUAUAUAUAACUUGUGCCGUUGUAACUAUCAUAACCCCAUGAUACAAUAGUUUAAUCCACGGGUAUUGGUUUGAAUGUGAUAAUUUUCAUUCCUUGAUUUACUCAACAAAUACCAACUGGGUUGAGCAUCUGCUAUGUGCGCUGCACAGUUUGGCUGCUGACCACAUACAGCAUAAAUGAGAAAGACAAAAAUCUUGGCCCUCAUGGAGCUUUCAUUCUAUUUUUCUAAAUAAUAGUAAGGUAGAGACAAAGUACUACCUGUUGGACAUGAAAAAAAAAAAAGAUUCUACACUUUCUAGAAGUGCUUUAAAUCUUUAAAUUGCUUUAAAUCUCACAUGUUCCCCUCCAAAGCACCUGGGGUACUUACAAUGCUAAAUGAAGGUAUAGUUGACCCUCAUUCAUGGAUUUUGUAUUUGGGAAUUUGCCUACUCACUAAAAUUUACUUGUAACCUCCCAAUCAAUACUUUCCUUAUUAUUUAUAGACAAGCACAGGGUGGCAAAAAAUCGGAAUUGCCCAAUGCACACAUUCCCAGCUGAAGUCAAACGGGAGUUCUGCCUUCUCGUUUCAGCUCUCAUACUAUAAACAAAUGGCCUUUUCAUGUUCUACUUUAUGUCACAUUUUCACAUUUUUUGCUUUUUCUUGGUGAUUUUGCUGUUUAACAUGCCCCCAAGGAUAGUGCUGCAGUGCUUAGUUUCCCUAAGUGCAAGCAGGCUGUGAUGUGCCUAUGGAGAAAAUAUGUGUUUUAUUUAUUUAUUUUGGAUUAAUAUAAUGGUACAUAUGAUUGGGUUACAUUGUUCACAUUUGUUAGGUGGCAUUCAAGUUGUAGUUGAAUCCUUUACCCAGGAGGUAAUUGUGCUCCUUAGGUGAGAGCUUACUGAGCCCCUCCCCCCACUCAUUCCCCCUACUUGAAAUUGUGUUUUUUCAUUCCUGUGGACCUGUAGUUGUUCAUCUGCUUAUUUGAAAUGAAAGUAUCUGUUUUAUGUAAGUUUCAUUCAAGUGUGAGUAACAGUGCUGUCAGCCAUGAGUUCAAUGUUAAUGGAUCAAAUAUAUAUUAAA
Messenger RNA from Otolemur garnettii (small-eared galago), 1946 nucleotides. It is a transcript of the gene IFT22, whose product is annotated as intraflagellar transport 22. The transcript has 5 exons. Gene Ontology annotation, biological process: intracellular protein transport. The record is from RefSeq and is a predicted model, not a curated record. Gene Ontology annotation, molecular function: GTPase activity. Lineage: Eukaryota; Metazoa; Chordata; Mammalia; Primates; Galagidae. Gene Ontology annotation, cellular component: endomembrane system. The coding region runs from base 49 to 612 and encodes 187 amino acids.